Messenger RNA from Leopardus geoffroyi (Geoffroy's cat), 3461 nucleotides. It is a transcript of the gene TNFAIP3, whose product is annotated as TNF alpha induced protein 3. Gene Ontology annotation, biological process: protein deubiquitination involved in ubiquitin-dependent protein catabolic process; cytoskeleton organization; cell migration. NCBI's taxonomy places the organism in Eukaryota, Metazoa, Chordata, Mammalia, Carnivora, Felidae. Gene Ontology annotation, cellular component: cytoplasm; nucleus. The record is from RefSeq and is a predicted model, not a curated record. Bases 200 to 2572 code for a protein of 790 amino acids. The transcript has 9 exons. Gene Ontology annotation, molecular function: DNA binding; cysteine-type deubiquitinase activity; K63-linked polyubiquitin modification-dependent protein binding.
GUGCUGGAGGGGAGUUUGUUGGCCGUAUGUGCCCAUUGUAGCUCUUGAAAUGCUAGGAGUUGAGGUCGCCGCGCCAGAUGUUGGGGUGACAGCUCUGGAUUCGUCUAGCCAACUGGCCCUUUUACAUGCUGCAAAAAAACUUACGCUGCAGCGGACUGGUGGAGAAUCGCCUCCGGACUGCUAGGUGUUGCAGAGCACCAUGGCUGAACAACUCCUUCCCCAGGCUUUGUAUUUGAGCAACAUGCGGAAAGCUGUGAAGAUACGAGAGAGAACUCCAGAAGAUAUAUUUAAGCCUACCAACGGGAUCAUUCACCAUUUCAAAUCCAUGCACCGGUACACGCUGGAAAUGUUCAGAACUUGCCAGUUUUGUCCCCAGUUUCGGGAGAUCAUCCACAAAGCGCUCAUUGACAGAACCAUCCAGGCCUCCCUCGAAAGCCAGAAGAAGCUGAACUGGUGUCGAGAAGUCAGGAAGCUGGUGGCCCUGAAAACGAACGGCGAUGGAAACUGCCUCAUGCACGCUGCUUCCCAGUACAUGUGGGGUGUUCAGGACACAGAUUUGGUCCUGAGGAAGGCACUCUUCAGCACUCUCAAGGAGACAGAUACGCGCAACUUUAAAUUCCGCUGGCAGCUGGAGUCUCUUAAGUCUCAGGAGUUUGUGGAAACGGGGCUUUGCUACGACACUCGGAAUUGGACCGAUGAGUGGGACAGCCUCGUCAAAAUGGCAUCCACAGACACACCCAUGGCCCGAGGUGGACUUCAGUAUAACUCACUGGAAGAAAUACACAUCUUUGUCCUUUGCAACAUACUCAGAAGGCCAAUCAUUGUCAUUUCAGACAAAAUGCUGAGAAGUCUGGAAUCGGGUUCCAAUUUCGCUCCUUUGAAGGUGGGCGGGAUUUACCUGCCUCUCCACUGGCCGGCCCAAGAAUGCUACCGAUACCCCAUCAUUCUCGGCUACGACAGCCAGCACUUUGUACCCCUGGUGACCCUGAAGGACAGCGGACCUGAAAUCCGAGCUGUUCCACUUGUUAACAGAGAGCGAGGAAGAUUUGAAGACUUAAAAGUUCACUUUUUGACCGAUCCUGAAAACGAGAUGAAGGAAAAGCUCUUGAAAGAGUACUUGAUGGUGAUCGAAAUCCCCGUCCAAGGCUGGGACCAUGGCACCACCCAUUUGAUCAAUGCUGCAAAGCUGGAUGAAGCUAACUUACCAAAAGAAAUAAACUUGGUAGAUGAUUACUUUGAACUCGUCCAGCAUGAGUACAAGAAGUGGCAGGAGAACAGUGAGCAAGAGCGGAGAGAGGCGCAUGCUCAGAACCCUUUGGAACCUUCCGUGCCCCAGCUCUCCCUCAUGGACGUAAAAUGUGAAACGCCCAACUGUCCUUUCUUCAUGUCCGUGAACACCCAGCCCUUGUGCCACGAGUGCUCCGAGAGGCGGCAAAACAACCACACCAAGUCCUCAAAGCUGCACUCCAAGCCGGGCCCCGAGGGGCUCCCAGGCGUGGCGGCCGGGGCCUCGCGGGGUGAGGCCUACGAGCCCGGGGGCUGGAGCCCCGAGGAGCCGACCGGGGGGCCUCAUUCGGCCCCUCCGACGGCGCCCAGCCUUUUCCUGUUCAGCGAGACCACCGCCAUGAAAUGCAGGAGCCCCGGCUGCCCUUUCACGCUGAAUGUGCAGCACAACGGAUUCUGUGAGCGGUGCCACCAGGCCCGGCAGCUUAACGCGGGCCACACCUCGGACAGCAUGAGGCACUUAGACCCCGGGAAGUGCCGAGCCUGCCUGCAGGAUGUCACCAGGACGUUUAAUGGAAUCUGCAGUACUUGCUUCAAAAGGACUACGGCGGAGCCCUCCUCGGGCCUCAGCUCCAGCGUCCCUCCUUCCUGUCACCAGAGGUCCAAGUCGGACCCCUCGCAGCUCAUCCAGAGUCUCUCCCCACAUUCUUGCCGCAGAGCCGGGGCCGAGGCUCCCUCCGGCUGCCUCUCUCAGGCCCCACGGACUCCAGGGGACAGGACAGGCACGAGCAGGUGCAGAAAAGCCGGCUGCAUGUAUUUCGGGACUCCAGAAAACAAAGGCUUCUGCACGCUGUGUUUCAUCGAGUACAGAGAAAACAAACAUUUCGUCGCCGCCUCCACGAAGGCCAGUCCCACGGCCCCCAGGUUCCAGAAUGCCGUCCCCUGCCUGGGGAGGGAAUGCGGCACCCUCGGAAGCACCGUGUUCGAAGGGUACUGCCAGAAGUGUUUCAUCGAAGCGCAGACCCAGAGAUUCCACGAGGCGAAAAGGACUGAAGAGCACCUGAGAUCGAGCCAGCGCAGGGACGUGCCUCGGACCACGCCGAGCGCCUCGAGGCCCAAGUGCGCCCGGGCCUCCUGCAAGAACAUCCUGGCCUGCCGCAGCGAGGAGCUCUGCAUGGAGUGCCAGCACCUCAGCCAGCGAGCGGGCCCGACGCCGCACCGGGGGGAGCCGGCCCCCGAGGAGCCGCCCAAGCAGCGCUGCCGCGCCCCCGCCUGCGACCACUUCGGCAACGCCAAGUGUAACGGCUACUGCAACGAGUGCUUCCAGUUCAAGCAGCUGUACGGCUGACGGCAGCGGUGGCCCGCCCGGCCGCCGGGGGCCUCGAGCCACUAGCCAGCAUGGUGCUAUGCCCUCAACGCACUGACGCCGCCGAGGGCCGUCCCCGAGGCAGAGAGGUCCCAGUGGCUUCCAGCCGGGAGGGAAGAUAAGCUCUCGGUCGCCGUCGCGGGGAGCGUUCCCAGGCGGCCCUUGAGCGAAGCUAGCGACUGGCGGUGGAUGGUGUCGGUCCGGCCCAGAGCUCGUCCUCACCUGCCACGCGGAAGGCCAGGAGCCGCGUGGCCUCGGGACGCGUGGCAGGAGCGCUCCGUCGUCCCGGGCGGGCCGGGGAACCCGGAGCCCUUCCUCCCGGCCAGCCCCGCGUCGGCCUCGCUCACAGAUGUGAAGCCGAAGCCCCACGGCCCGCGGGCCCUCUGCCAGACACCCGGGAAGCUCAGGGAGAGUGGACAUAUUCAUAGAGUCAGUAGUUAGUGGUUUUUCCCCACCUGCCUGGCUCCUUGCCCACGGACACGGCAGAAGCAGAACCAUCCACAGACUGAUUCUGAGGCUGCUGCGACUGAACACGUUCACACUGAAAAGCAAACCAGCUGCUCUUUACAGUAUGCACCUUGGAAAAAUGCAGUUAUUUCCAUAGGGGAAGACGUGUGACUCUCUUGGUUAUCACCGUCUUCCCUUCGAAGUUAGGGUGAGGUGUGCAUCAAAGUGUGUACAUGUAUAAUGUGCCCUUAUAUUACAUAUGAGGGAUUUUUUUUUCUUAUUCCGGUGAAAUGCUGCCCUACAGAUUUAAGUAGGAAGACUGAAUAAUAACCUAUUUUCUGGUUGUUGUCAGGGGCACCGUCUGUAUAUAGCUUGCGUGAAUUUAACCAGCUGCCUUGUUAAAGUGAGCUCCCUGUUGGGUUUA